Molecule: messenger RNA, 2358 nt
Organism: Lineus longissimus
Lineage: Eukaryota; Metazoa; Nemertea; Pilidiophora; Heteronemertea; Lineidae
Product: serine/threonine-protein kinase dst3-like
Exons: 10
Coding region: 1-2358 (785 amino acids)
Biological process (GO): protein phosphorylation; intracellular signal transduction
Cellular component (GO): cytoplasm
Molecular function (GO): ATP binding; protein serine/threonine kinase activity
Source: RefSeq, a predicted model, not a curated record
AUGCAGUCCGACGACAUCAUGUCUAUCGAGUAUGUGAAUGAAGUAAAAGAGACGAAAAAGAAGUGUCCCGCCUACGCCGCUUCAUCCUUUGCACUCCAGAGUCAAGAGGCAGAGCGCUAUGGCUACCGCCUGGGACAGUACAUCGGAGAAGGCUCAUCCUCGGUUGUUCGGACCGCCCAGAUGCUGCCUCAUAAACUGAAAGUCCCCAGAUUGGCCAAGUACGCCGAGAGGAAAGGACACAGUCAAGUGGCGAUCAAGAUUUUAGACAUCCAGCAUUCGAAGAAGGAGGUCCUAAAAACGUACAUGCCGAGAGACAUACAGAUCCACCAGCAACUGCCACCUCAUGAUAAUGUGGUCGAAUACCUACAGUCAUUCAAAACAGACAACUUCUACUACAUCGUAAGUGAACUAUGUGAGUGUGACCUUCUUACCAAAAUCAACUUUGGAAAAGACCACACGACUCAUUUGGGUUUGCCGGCUGAUGUAGUUAAGAGAUACUUUAGACAGGUCUGCCGCGGGGUGCUACACCUCCAUAGGCACAAGUUUGCACACCGGGACCUGAAGUUAGAGAAAUUUCUGCUCGACGAUUACGACAUGGUCAAACUUUCCGAUUCUGGCUCCGGCAUCAACGUCAAAAACAUCCCCGCGAUGAAGAUCGUUUGCGGCUCAUUCGCCUACGUCGCUCCAGAGGUGCUGACAAACAAGAACUAUGAUGCCAAACUUGCCGACACUUGGAGCCUGGGUAUCAUCCUUUACAUCAUGGUAAAUGGUAAAAUCCCCUUCAACGACGAUCGUAUUCCUGUCAUAGAGGAUAUGAUGCGCAAGCAGAAAUUCUCGUUUGCUUGGACAGUCUCCAAAGAAUGUCGCGAUCUUAUCCGCAACAUCCUGCAGUAUGACCCGGAGUCUCGCCUCUCCAUCAUCGAGAUCAUGCACCACCCUUGGCUCGCCAGGAAGCGAAUCUCUGCAAAGACUAUCAUCAGUGCUCAAGCGCUGGCUAAAGCUCAAAAGGGUACUGUGGAGGUUAAGUUCCCUUAUAUCUACACAGACACGCAUGACCCUGUGCCAGCGCUUGCGAAGAAGAGACCAGGAGUCGCUACAAUCAUGGUGCAGCACGCUGUCCAGGAGACAGUCACGCUCCGCAGCCGAGUUCAGGGCAGGAGCAACAACCUUGUCCUGGCGAUGUCAGCGAACAUUCGUGGUGGUAAGCCGCCCAAGCUCAACUCAUCUCGCCUCGCCAAUAUAGUGCAGAAGAAACCGGAAUUCGCUCCAACGCCCUCACCAGAAGAUCCAGCGGAGUUUGUGCUAGAAGUUCCGCGUGCCAGGGGAGGUGGUGCCGGACCGACACGUGGUGUGCCAGCGACAGAGAUCGAGGUGAAGGAUCCAGCGGAAAUGAUUAACUCUGACAAACCAGUUUGUUCCAACGACGUCAGGAAAUAUCCCCUUUCAAUCGUGCAGCGAGUCAACUCUCCGCUGAAAAACCCGGAGUUCAAAAGCCUUGGUGGAUGCAAAACUCGCGCGUAUUCGCCAUCGGGUGUCAAUCCGAACCCUCGUCCACCGCAGCGAGCCACGCCUGAAGACCUGGGACCGAGGAGUCCCAGUCCCCGUCGACCAGAUGGCAGGUUAACCGGCAGGGCCCCCUUGACUCCGACACAAUUUCAAUAUGGCCAUAUUAACGAUAUCGCGACAGGCCAAGAUAGGUCAAUCGUAACAGAAAUCUGGGAGCAAGAUCUGUCGCCAAAGCCGCAAUCUCCACAGAUUAGAAUGAUCUCCCCGCAAUUCAAGUCCAAUUGUAACGUAAGAGAUCGAAGAUGCGCUUCCCCUGGGAGACAACUGAUGACAAAUGGACCUGUUCCCUCACACAAAAGGCCACAGAAGCUGAUGAUUGGGCUGACUAGUAAAUUUCGAGGAAAGCCUUUUCUAGUCAAGCCUUCCGACGAGACGACUCUAUCCCAUAGCGGGGUCUUUUGUGUAAGUCCAACGCGCGUUUCAAAUGAAUGCACCAACCAGGCGACUCAGUCACGCGUCGUAGCUUAUCAUCCAAGUGGACCAACCACACCGAAUGGAUACCCGUCGCCAGCGAAGGCAAAACCAACAAUGCGUUGGGCUUCCACCGUUAGGUCGACUCUACAGCCGCCGCCGGAUCGAUCCACAACCGCCAGGCCGACUAUACCAAAGACCCGAGGCUCUCCGAUGACAUCACAUCCACCCUACGAAAGGCCCAAGACUGUCCAUCUGUCGAUUUCACCAUCAGAGCUGGUCACCACGACGGAAAGAGGACCAGCCAAGCCCACACCACGGGAGAUCAUGCAAGGGUACCGCAUCAGGAAGGCUUCGGGGGCGAAAAAGUUAGUGACAUGA